GGUCCCAGGCUUCGCCCCCAGCCCUUAGCAACCAGGAACAAUAGUCCUCUCACCAAACAGAAGCUCAGUCGUGAUAACCCGGCGCGUCGGAGGCAUCCGGAGAGGCAGGAAGGAGCCCGGCAGGAGGAAAUAUUAAAUGCAGCAAUAUAAACACGGCAGGAGGGGCUGGCUCCGCCCCGGCCUGGCCCCCAGUGAUAAGGGGCUGGGGGGGGGACACAGGGUGGGCAGAGCCUGGUCGGGAUGGAGAAGAGCAGCUUCGCCAUGGCCAGGUUCGGUCUGGAGAGCAAGGAGGCGAUGCCCAAGCGGGACUGCGGGUUCUAUGUGAAGUACAUCUUCCUCUUCACCUCCCUCAUCCAGUUCCUCAUCAUCCUGGGACUGGUGCUGUUCAUGGUGUACGGGAAUGCCCAGGCAGGCACUGACACCCACCUCCGGCUGCUGGAGGAGCAGCUCCAGGAUCGUUACAGCAAGAUCAUCACCCUCAGUGGGAGGAACAUCAACCUGACCCGUGUCCUCAACACCACCCUCAAGGAGAAGCAGGGGCUGCAGGCCCUUGUCCAGAAGGUGCAGAAGGACCUGGAGAAGUGCAAUAGCACCCAGGUCCCCAACCCCAUCCCCAAGCUGCAGGAGAUGAUGAUGAUCAUCAUCUACCAGGCAAAGAAGCUGGACGAGUGCCACGUGACCAUCAGUGUUAUCAACUCCAGCUGCAGUGCUGAGAAGGCUCUGCUGAGGAGCCAGCUGGACCAGACCACCCUGGCCAAGAAGGAGCUGGAGGAAAACUGCCGCAAAGCUGGUGCCACCUUGACCAAAACCACCCAGGAGCAGGAGAGCUGCCAGCGGGACCUGCUCAGCACCCGAACCCUCUGGGAGUCCACCAGGACCAACCUGGAUCUGCUGAAACACGAGUGUGGGACCUUGAGCAACGUUGCCAGCACCUACCAGCGCAUCAAGGAGGUGCUGAACCCCUACGGCUGCAGCGCUGCCGAAAACCAGAUCAACUGGUUGACCCAGCAGACAGAGGGACUCUUCCGCUGGCAGCAGGACCGGGAGACCAAGUACGUGGGGAAAAGUGUCUGUGACAUGAACCUGCUCCAUUGUCGCAUCAACUGCUCUGGGGAGAAGCAGGAGCUGGAGAAGAGGCUGCUGGACUUGGAGAAACAGGUCAAGGGAGGGCAGGAGGAGAAGAAGAAGCUGCUGGCAGAGAAGGGGCAGCUUGGGAAGGAGCUGGAGGAGAAGAGCAAAGCUGCAGCACAGGCUGGGCGCUUAAAGGAGCAGCUCAGCAUCUGCAUGGGCUCCAAGAUGGAUGCCUUCUUUGACAUCCCAGGCUCACGAGUGCCAGGGGGGAGUGGGCGGCUGGGACCCUUCAACACCUAUGCAGAUGUUCUGAGGAACCCAGGCUUCCUUGGGAACACAGGUAAAAUCAACGCAGAGGAGAUCCAGCGGUCGGUGCAGAAGAUCCUGGAGCAGUACACGUCCUCCCUGAAGAGCCCCAGCGGCUAACAGCCCAGCAGCCCAUGGAAAACAAGACAAGCCCAGGAGGUGCUUCCCACGGCACGGAUGGCAAACCCUGACUGGGAACGAGCUGCUGGCACCACUGUCAUCCUCACCCUAUGCUGGGGGGGGGGGUGCCAGGGCCACCCUCCCCUGUCCCCUUCCCCAUACUUGCCCUCCCCCCAUGUACCCCUAUGCUUGGAGACGUGGCAAUUGGCAGCUGGAAAUACAGCCGGCCCUGAGCCCCGACACAGCUUGCUGCACAUGUGGCUGGAUGCCAGUGGUGGUGGGGGAACGCAGAUUCCAGGGCUGGGAACGGGGACUGGGAACAUCCCGUGCCCUUGGCUGUCCCCGCUGGAGAGCGGGAAGCCCUUGGCCACCGAGUCCCUGGGCCGGCCGGGGCGGGGGCAGCUGCGGGACACGGAGCGCGGUGCUGAUCGGCGCUGAUUUACUGCUGCUGCUUCCUGCUCCCGCCUGCUGAAAAGGGCUUUUCCUGCCUGUCCGGCUCCCCGCACGCCAGCCCCUG
Messenger RNA from Apus apus (common swift), 2014 nucleotides. It is a transcript of the gene PLVAP, whose product is annotated as plasmalemma vesicle associated protein. Gene Ontology annotation, biological process: regulation of vascular permeability; positive regulation of cellular extravasation. The transcript is spliced from 6 exons. Gene Ontology annotation, cellular component: caveola. The record is from RefSeq and is a predicted model, not a curated record. NCBI's taxonomy places the organism in Eukaryota, Metazoa, Chordata, Aves, Apodiformes, Apodidae. The coding region runs from base 241 to 1497 and encodes 418 amino acids.